Glarea lozoyensis ATCC 20868 is the source of this 720-nucleotide messenger RNA. RefSeq lists its product as uncharacterized. The transcript has a single exon. The coding region runs from base 1 to 720 and encodes 239 amino acids. Lineage: Eukaryota; Fungi; Ascomycota; Leotiomycetes; Helotiales; Helotiaceae. The record is from RefSeq and is a predicted model, not a curated record.
AUGGACCACUCAACCAUCCCAACACCACCAACCCCCAAACGUACAUCCACAUUCCCACAAUCAAGUCCACCCAAAGACCCUCACAAAUCCCUCCACCUAAACAUCGGCAUCGAGCUGUCACCGCCACACCCACCACCCAUCCCCUUCCCAACCUUCAUCGAACCAACAACACCAAACUGGGACGUCCCCAUAACACCAACCCGCAGCAAAUCCCUCCUCCGCCGCCACAACCUCGUCCCACCUCCCUCUCCAGACACCACUCCAUUCUCACCACCCCCGCCAACCCAUCCCCAAGAAAAAGAUACCAAACAACUAGUCUACAACCUCGCAACCUCCACCUUCCGCACCGCACCCCGCUCCACCCUCCUCACCCCCCACCUAGAUCCAAUCACACCUCCCACAAACCCAGCAAUCCGGUCUCCCGCUAACGUGCUCCAAAAACGCACAUCCCGCGCGUCACUCAACCCAUGUUUCGAACUCGACGAGAGGUCUCCGCCUAUGCUGAUUGAUGGCCGGAAAACUAUCGUGCGGAUCCCGCGCUGGAAGAGGGAGAUGGAUGUGUAUUGGCGGCGGGGCAUGGAUGUGCGGGGGCGGAAUGGGAGAGGGAGUGGGACAGGCGGGACGGAGGUGCUGGUUACGAGGGUGAAGCUGCCGAGAUGGGUUUGGUUGGGGAGGAACGUGUGGGGGAGGUGGGACGAAAUUUGGGUUGAAAGGGUUUGA